Messenger RNA from Aspergillus neoniger CBS 115656, 877 nucleotides. RefSeq names its product peptidyl-prolyl cis-trans isomerase (gene cyp4). Gene Ontology annotation, biological process: protein peptidyl-prolyl isomerization; protein folding. The record is from RefSeq and is a predicted model, not a curated record. Bases 194 to 877 code for a protein of 227 amino acids. Gene Ontology annotation, molecular function: peptidyl-prolyl cis-trans isomerase activity. Lineage: Eukaryota; Fungi; Ascomycota; Eurotiomycetes; Eurotiales; Aspergillaceae. The transcript has 5 exons.
GCAAGCUACUUAAGUUACUACUAGAGUAGCUGGUAGCUACUCACUUCACUACUGGACGGUCGGAGGACUUCCAUGUUCUUCCACGGAGCGGCCUGAGGCCCACGGCGGAUGGCCUGGCAAGUUGCAUGAUUGGCGCGCAUGGGCUGACGCACAGGACGGAAGCGGUUAGCCAGCCAGUGCCCCUCCAGCAACAAUGUUCUCCCGAAGCCUGAGGUCAACAAUAACCCCACCUUGCUCGCCCUUCGCUUCUCGUCCCCUCUUCUCCAUCCCCAAUUGCAAGCAAUCUUCCUUCCUCUCUCUUCGUCCUUUCCAUCAAUCAUCCGCAGCCAUGUCUGGAAACACUCAAGCCUUCUUUGAAGUUCAGUACGCCCCCGUGGGCUCCAGUGCCCCCAAGACGGGCCGUAUCGUCUUCAACCUCUUCGAGAAGGACGUCCCCAAGACCGCCCGCAACUUCCGUGAGCUCUGCACCAAGCCCCAGGGUGAGGGUUACAAGGGCUCUACCUUCCACCGUGUCAUCCCCCAGUUCAUGCUCCAGGGUGGUGACUUCACCCGCCACAACGGUACCGGUGGUCGCUCCAUCUACGGUGAGAAGUUCGCCGAUGAGAACUUCAUCUACAAGCACAACAAGCCCGGUCUCCUCUCCAUGGCCAACGCUGGUCCCAACACCAACGGCUCCCAGUUCUUCAUCACCACCGUUGUCACCUCUUGGCUCGAUGGCAAGCACGUUGUCUUCGGUGAGGUUGCCGAUGCCGACUCCAUGCAGGUCGUGAAGGAGAUCGAGGCCCUCGGCUCCUCCUCCGGCUCCAUCCGCUCCAACGUCAAGCCCACCAUCGUCAACUGCGGUGAGUUAAAGAUCCAAGUAAUAUCCACCUCGUAA